Molecule: messenger RNA, 927 nt
Organism: Symbiodinium pilosum
Lineage: Eukaryota; Dinophyceae; Suessiales; Symbiodiniaceae
Source: the annotation of a GenBank genome assembly
AUGUCUGGUGUCAGUGUAACGACGCGAUUCCUUUAUUCAGUUUUAUCCGGAAAAGUUUAUGCUGGCAAGAAGAAACAACAGGAGCCAUUGCACAAUUUGGUCAGCUGUUUUGCAAAGGAUAUCGGCAAUUGUUUCCAUCAGGAAAUUCCUGUUCAAAGUGCUUCCUGGACUGAGAAGAUCUUUCUUAUUUGUCUGGGGUUGAAGAGGGACCUCGCAGCCCUGGUAAAGCUGGGGAAGCUUCAAAGGAACUACAUGAGAGACACCAUGAGUGGUAAAGGCGCCGGAAUUUGUCAUCUUUGCCGUGGAGGCCAGGAAAACUUCAGCUAUCACGAGACGGAUUUCAACAUCAUGACAGAGAUGAGGCGAGAUGCCCCGCUUCCUUGGACACAACAACCCAGCUUACUCAACUCCAUUCCGCACAGCCCAUCCCGGAAGGCUGCCUUUUUCAAGUUGGAUCUUUUCCAUAUCCUCUUGAAGGGAGUCUUUGGUGACAUCGCAGCAAAUGCUAUAGUAUCUUGCUACGACUUGAAGGUUUUCGGGAACCUUUCCCUGGAGAAGUUCCUGAAACACGUUUAUGAUGAUGCUUCUGGAUACUGCCGCCAAAACGGCUUGCAGCUUCACAUGAUUGCUUUGACGACGGACUUGUUGGGUAUAAAGCGGGCAAGCAGUUACCCUACGGCGUCUUGGUUCAAAGGAGCUGAUACAUCUACCUUAUGCACCUACUUGCAAGCUAAGCUGGGGACCCUUGCGAACCUCGAACCAGAGCACCAACACUACAUGGGCCUCAUUCACAAGGUGGUCAAAUCUGCCAACGAGUUCAUGCGAACACUUCUUCACAGUGGGAACUUCCUACUGGACUCGGAAAGGGCUGCUGCAUUGCUUCAUGGAAAGAAGGUGCUGGAGUACUUCAAACAGCUUGCAACAUAG